Molecule: messenger RNA, 1440 nt
Organism: Oldenlandia corymbosa var. corymbosa
Lineage: Eukaryota; Viridiplantae; Streptophyta; Magnoliopsida; Gentianales; Rubiaceae
Source: the annotation of a GenBank genome assembly
AUGGUGAAGCGCAAGAGCUCUCAAAGUAGUACUAUGGAUUUAAAGGGCAGGGACCACGACCUUAUAAUGUAUCCAGCACUCACCACCUUGUGGGGAAAAGCCUCUCCUCGCCCUAAUGUUAAAAAAUUUUGUCAUCAGGGCUAUGUCACGGAACAACAUUUGACGAAUUUCUUGUGUUUUUGCACUCGUCUCGCGGUACUACCGGAUGACUUGGUGUUUGAAAUCUUGAGGCGGAUGACAAGUAGGUGUCUGUUGGAAUGCAAGCUAGUGUGCAAGUCUUGGCAAGUAAUGAUUGAAAGCCCUCAAUUUAUGGAGUCUCGGAGUUUGCCGGGCCUGAUUGUUUACUAUGAAGAACCAGACUCGGCUUACCCUGAACUUUGGUUCUCGAAGCGGGAACUGAAUCUAUUUCACUGCAGUCUUAGGGCUGAAGGAGGUCCAGUACAAGAAUUUGAAAUUCUCGGCAAAGUGGCCCCGUCUGUAUGGUUCAAGAGAAGUCAUCUGAUGACACAAAUAAUAGAUGGCCUUGUUUGUGUUUACGGCCUUAAAGUUUUGAAAAUUUGGAACGUUCAUACUGGGGAGAGUAUGAGUCUUCCGGAACCCUCUCUGCCCUUCGAUAGUGAUAAUCAACGGUGUCUUUUCCGGAGAAGGUUUUAUUUAGGAUAUGACCCUUCAGCUGGAGUGUAUAAAUUGCUAAAAUUGGACAUUCCUCGUUACAGCUGUCCACACGGUGUUUCAGCUGAGAUUCUGACCCUUGGAAACUCAUCAUCUUCUUGGAGAGAAUUGCAGCGUGGUGAUGUUGCUGGUACUGAUUGGCCUCCUGCAAUGGUUAACCUUGAACCUUAUUUUAUAGCUUCGAAUAGUAAUUCAUCUGAUGGGUUCAUCUAUUGGGUUGGGGUUACAGAUCAUGGGUCGCCAAGGUUGUUGUCUUUCGAUCUUAGACAGGAAAACUUUCGUUGGAUUACUCUUCCGGAUGAUCUGAUCAUCAGAGACGAUGAGACGUCAAAGUUAAAGUUUCGGGAUUUGAAAAUCACGCAAUCCAUGGGAUAUCUAGCUCUGUGGUUUCCUCCUGGUGCGGCCGAAGAUGAUUGUUUUGUAUUGUUCAUAUCGGAGAAUAAGGGUAUCAGCUGGUCUAAGCAUGCAGUUCGCUUACCCCGAGGACUUAGAGAUGAACCUUUUCAGAAGUUUGUCAAAGUAGUUGGGAAUCUCCCAACUGGUGAGCUUCUGUUGCUUAACCCCAAGGCGGAAACUUCUGCUGUUCCAGUUUAUUCAUAUGAUCAUAUUGAAAAGAAGUUUGGUAAGUUUGUUGUUGGAAAGAUGCCCCAACCGCUUAGGCCCAUCUUAGGCGAGUUUCGCGGCCGUACAGUAAAGAUACCUGUUAUGAUCUCUUGUGGACUUGAAAAUUUCAAACCGUUGGAUGUUGCAUUGAGCCGUGGCGGUUGA